Chlorella variabilis is the source of this 1164-nucleotide messenger RNA. RefSeq lists its product as hypothetical. Bases 1 to 1164 code for a protein of 387 amino acids. The record is from RefSeq and is a predicted model, not a curated record. The transcript is spliced from 9 exons. Gene Ontology annotation, cellular component: lysosome. Lineage: Eukaryota; Viridiplantae; Chlorophyta; Trebouxiophyceae; Chlorellales; Chlorellaceae. Gene Ontology annotation, molecular function: cysteine-type endopeptidase activity.
AUGCAGCUGCUGCUGGUCGGCAGCGCCAGGUGCCUCCCCAAAACGCGCAAUUACGGGGGCAAGCCAGAGGCUGUCGCAGCCGCCAAGGAGCUGCAGUCCAUGAACGCCAACCAGCGCAAGGCGCUGUGGCAGGCCUGGAAGGCUGAGAAUGGCAAGGACUACGCAGAUGGCACCCCAGACGACUAUGUGCGCUUUGCCGCCUGGUCUGCCAACCUUGACGCUAUGAUAAAGAGCAACCAGAAGCAGGGUGGCGGCCACCUCCACGGCCUCAACCCCUUCAGUGACCUGACGUUUGAUGAGUUCAAGGGGCAGGUCCUGAUGCCCGACCAAGCCCGCGCCGCCGUUCCCGCCACCACCGGUGCCCCCAAGUUUGUGCCCGGCGGGGCCUCCUCCACCCGCAAGCUGAUGCAGAUCACGCCCCCUGCGACCUGGGACUGGCGGGCGAAGGGCAAGGUCCCUCCUAUUCGCAACCAGGGCAAUUGCGGGUCGUGCUGGGCCUUUGCCGGCAUCGGCGCCCUGGAGAUCAAGUCGCAGAUCGACAACGUCACCGCCGCCCCCAACGCCAGCGAGCAGCAGAUGGUGGACUGCAUCACCACCAGCUACGGCUGCGGCGGCGGCUGGUCAAACCACGUGUUCGACUACGUUAGUAAAACUUUUGCCGCCACCGAGGCCGCUUACCCGUACAAGGCAGCCAACGGCGUGUGCCGCGCCAGCACCACGACCCUGGCCGGCGCCCUGACCGUCGCGCCGCAGCCCGGCUUCCAGUGGGUGGGCGCCAACGCCACCACCAUCAUGCAGGCCGUCAGCAGCACUGGGCCCGUGGUCGUGUACUUCAACGUCAUGGACAGCUUCUACUCCUACUCCAGCGGCAUCUACCUGGCAUCCCAGUGCAACGCCAACACCAUCAACCACGUCAUGAUUGUGGUCGGCUACGACGCCACCGCCGGCGUCGGCUCCCCCGAGUCUUACUGGAUCAUCCGCAACUCGUGGGGCACCUGGGGGGAGGCCGGCUACGUGAAGGUCCAGAUGACCAACGACAAUGCGGGCGCGUGUGCCAUGUACAGUGGCCUGAUGCUGCCGCUGACCACUGCCAACAAGGGAUCCUCCCCCAGCCCCUCGCCCUCCCCAGCUCCAAAGCCGUGCAAGGGCAGGAAGUGCUUGUGA